Ceratosolen solmsi marchali is the source of this 795-nucleotide messenger RNA. RefSeq lists its product as uncharacterized. Gene Ontology annotation, biological process: proteolysis. Lineage: Eukaryota; Metazoa; Arthropoda; Insecta; Hymenoptera; Agaonidae. The transcript has 4 exons. Bases 1 to 795 code for a protein of 264 amino acids. The record is from RefSeq and is a predicted model, not a curated record. Gene Ontology annotation, molecular function: serine-type endopeptidase activity.
AUGGCGGAUAAUGAAUUAUUUGGAGUAAUGGUGGCUACAGCUGGAUGGAGUUCCGAUGAAGAAGGUGACUUUAAUACGAUAUUACAAUCGGCUAAUUUGCACCUCAUAUCUAAGGCUGAAUGCAACUCGAGACUACAAAUGAUUACUGGACAACACAUAUUGACAGAUUUAAGAAUUUAUCAAUAUAGUGCAGUAAGUGCCAUAAUUGGGCAGGAUGUUAAACAAGCAAACUUAUGGGAUUUUCCGUUUGCGGUAGUUAUUAUGCGAAUUGAUAAUGAACAGCAAGUACGAAAACCAUAUCAAACAUGUACGGGAUCGUUAAUUUCAAUCAGGGAUGUUGUAACUGCUGGGCACUGUUUGGAUAUUGAUACACUACAUCUUAUGCAAAUAUUAGUUGGAUCGGUUGAUCUAAGCAUUGGUAAAAGAUAUUUUGCAGCUUGGUGGAUAGUAUACAACGAAUGGGCAUUAUAUAAUAAUAUAAUUCCUGAAUUCCCGGAAAAUGAUAUUGGAAUUAUAAGGUUAACGAGAGAUGUAACCGAAGAUCUAACACCAGCAGUCAUCUCAUUCGCACCAUAUAUAUAUACAUAUCCAUUAACUGUUACUAUAGCCGGAUGGGGCAAGCCAUCCGAAGAUGGUGAAUCAAUGAUGUUAACAACGGUUAAAUUAAAAACCAUACAGGGUUCGGAAUGCGAAGAAAGACUUCUGAACAUGUACGAUCUGAAAGUUAUUGCCGAUAAAAGAUUUCUAUGUUCAAUUGGAGAGCCAUACGCAUUAGUCACUAUCGUGAAUCCAUAA